Vicugna pacos (alpaca) is the source of this 7828-nucleotide messenger RNA. The record is from RefSeq and is a predicted model, not a curated record. NCBI's taxonomy places the organism in Eukaryota, Metazoa, Chordata, Mammalia, Artiodactyla, Camelidae.
AGCGUUUUCCCGGCGCCUGGGUCCGCGUGGGCGCCUGGCAGCCCACCGGGGCCCACUCCCCGCGGAGAGGAGGCGCCCAGGUUAUCGCCUCAGGGCGGACGGCCUGGCUCGCGGUGGCCCCGGGGCCGAAGACCAGCCCGAGCCUCCUCUCGUCUCCCUGGCUGCGGCGGCGACAGUAGCAGCGCCCGCGGCUGCGUGCUCGGCUGUCGCAGCGAUGCCAGCUCGUGGAGGCGAGCGCGCUGCUGCAGGGUAACAUCUGGACUGGGCUCCCGGACCCUCGGAUGCUCGGCUGCUGGCAAGUUCCUGGAUCGACUUGUUGAAAACAGCAUUGCUGCUGAAGGCUUCUCAGAUGCUUCAGGCUAUUUUCAGGGACACUGAUUCUUUACAUAAACCGAGAAUUUAGACGUUUUAGGUGAGAGUCAUCACUUCAUCUGGGAAAAUGGUGGCCCUGUCCUUAAAGAUUUGUGUCCGCCACUGCAAUGUGGUGAAGACCAUGCAGUUUGAACCGUCUACAGCCGUGUACGAUGCGUGUCGAGUCAUUCGGGAACGGGUACCCGAGGCACAAACUGGCCAAGCUUCUGACUAUGGGCUGUUUCUCUCGGAUGAAGACCCUAGGAAAGGAAUUUGGCUGGAAGCGGGCAGAACACUGGAUUACUACAUGUUGCGAAAUGGGGAUAUUUUGGAAUAUAAAAAGAAACAGAGACCUCAGAAAAUCCGCAUGCUGGAUGGAUCUGUGAAAACAGUGAUGGUGGACGACUCCAAGACCGUGGGGGAACUCCUGGUUACUAUCUGCAGCAGGAUAGGAAUAACAAACUACGAAGAAUACUCUUUAAUCCAAGAAACCAUCGAAGAAAAGAAAGAAGAGGGGACGGGUACGCUAAAAAAAGACAGGACGCUGUUACGAGACGAGAGGAAGAUGGAGAAGUUGAAGGCCAAGCUUCACACGGAUGAUGACCUAAAUUGGCUGGAUCACAGCCGAACGUUCAGAGAACAAGGAGUGGAUGAAAAUGAGACGUUGCUGCUGAGACGGAAGUUCUUUUACUCUGAUCAGAACGUGGACUCGAGAGACCCCGUGCAGCUGAACUUGCUCUAUGUCCAGGCUCGAGACGAUAUCCUGAACGGCUCCCACCCUGUCUCCUUCGAGAAAGCUUGUGAGUUUGGUGGAUUUCAAGCCCAGAUACAAUUUGGACCUCAUGUGGAGCACAAACACAAGCCUGGAUUCUUAGAUCUGAAGGAAUUCCUGCCCAAAGAAUACAUUAAGCAGAGAGGAGCUGAAAAGAGAAUAUUUCAGGAGCACAAGAGCUGUGGAGAGAUGAGCGAAAUAGAAGCCAAGGUCAAGUACGUCAAACUCGCCCGGUCCCUGCGGACGUACGGCGUGUCCUUCUUCUUGGUGAAGGAAAAGAUGAAAGGCAAGAACAAGUUGGUGCCUCGCCUGCUGGGGAUCACCAAGGACUCGGUGAUGCGCGUGGAUGAGAAGACCAAGGAAGUGCUGCAGGAGUGGCCCCUCACCACGGUCAAGCGCUGGGCAGCCUCACCCAAGAGCUUCACACUGGAUUUUGGGGAGUAUCAGGAAAGCUACUAUUCAGUACAGACCACUGAGGGGGAGCAGAUAUCCCAGCUGAUUGCCGGCUACAUUGACAUCAUCCUCAAAAAGAAACAAAGUAAAGACAGAUUUGGACUAGAGGGCGACGAGGAGUCAACUAUGUUAGAAGAAUCCGUUUCUCCCAAAAAGUCCACCAUCCUGCAGCAGCAGUUCAAUCGGACCGGAAAGGUGGAGCACGGCUCGGUGGCGCUGCCGGCCGUGAUGCGCUCAGGCUCCAGCGGGCCCGAGACCUUCAACGUGGGCAGCAUGCCCUCCCCGCAGCAGCAGGUCACGGUGGGGCAGAUGCACCGGGGCCACAUGCCCCCGCUGACCUCGGCCCAGCAGGCCCUCCUGGGGACCAUCAACACGAGCAUGCACGCCGUCCAGCAGGCCCAGGACGACCUCAGCGAGCUUGACUCCCUGCCACCCCUCGGCCAGGAUAUGGCGUCUAGGGUGUGGGUUCAGAAUAAAGUCGACGAAUCCAAACACGAAAUCCACUCUCAAGUCGAUGCCAUCACAGCUGGAACAGCUUCAGUUGUUAACCUCACAGCCGGUGACCCUGCGGACACCGACUACACAGCUGUGGGCUGUGCCAUCACCACCAUCUCCUCCAACCUGACGGAGAUGUCCAAGGGCGUGAAGCUGUUGGCGGCCCUCAUGGACGACGAGGUGGGCAGUGGGGAGGACUUGCUCAGGGCUGCGAGGACCCUGGCCGGGGCAGUGUCGGACUUGCUGAAAGCUGUGCAGCCUACUUCCGGAGAGCCUCGACAGACCGUGCUGACCGCUGCCGGGAGCAUCGGACAAGCCAGUGGGGACCUUCUGCGGCAGAUUGGAGAGAAUGAGACGGAUGAGCGCUUCCAAGAUGUUUUAAUGAGUUUGGCCAAAGCCGUUGCCAAUGCAGCCGCCAUGUUGGUACUAAAGGCAAAGAAUGUUGCCCAAGUGGCUGAAGACACGGUCCUGCAGAACAGGGUGAUUGCCGCCGCCACCCAGUGCGCCCUCUCCACCUCCCAGCUUGUGGCCUGUGCCAAGGUCGUGAGCCCCACCAUCAGCUCCCCUGUGUGCCAGGAGCAGCUGAUUGAAGCAGGGAAGCUCGUGGACCGCUCAGUGGAGAACUGUGUCCGCGCCUGCCAGGCGGCCACCGACGACAGCGAGCUGCUGAAGCAGGUCAGCGCGGCGGCCAGUGUGGUCAGCCAGGCCCUCCACGACCUCCUGCAACACGUGCGGCAGUUUGCCAGCCGAGGCGAGCCCAUCGGCCGCUACGACCAGGCGACCGACACCAUCAUGUGUGUCACCGAGAGCAUCUUCAGCUCCAUGGGCGAUGCUGGUGAGAUGGUGCGCCAGGCCCGGGUCCUGGCUCAGGCCACCUCGGACCUUGUCAACGCCAUGAGGUCAGAUGCGGAAGCAGAAAUCGACAUGGAGAACUCAAAGAAGCUUCUGGCAGCAGCAAAACUCUUGGCUGACUCCACUGCUCGCAUGGUGGAGGCUGCAAAGGGGGCUGCAGCCAACCCUGAGAACGAGGACCAGCAGCAAAGACUGAGGGAGGCUGCAGAAGGUCUCCGGGUGGCCACCAACGCUGCGGCCCAGAAUGCUAUUAAGAAAAAAAUCGUCAAUCGACUGGAGGUUGCAGCCAAGCAGGCCGCAGCUGCAGCCACGCAGACCAUCGCUGCCUCUCAGAACGCGGCCGUGUCCAACAAGAACCCCGCGGCCCAGCAGCAGCUGGUCCAGAGCUGCAAGGCAGUGGCUGAUCACAUUCCUCAGCUGGUCCAGGGGGUCAGGGGGAGCCAAGCCCAAGCAGAAGACCUCAGUGCCCAGCUAGCUCUCAUCAUCUCCAGCCAGAACUUUCUCCAGCCUGGGAGCAAGAUGGUGUCCUCUGCCAAAGCUGCAGUGCCCACCGUGAGCGACCAGGCUGCGGCCAUGCAGCUGAGCCAGUGUGCCAAGAACCUCGCCACCAGCCUGGCAGAGCUGCGUACCGCCUCGCAGAAGGCCCAUGAAGCCUGUGGUCCAAUGGAAAUCGAUUCAGCUCUGAGCACGGUGCAGACGCUGAAGAGUGAGCUGCAGGACGCCAAGGUGGCUGCUGUGGACAGUCAGCUGAAACCACUCCCAGGGGAGACUCUGGAAAAAUGUGCUCAGGACCUGGGAAGUACAUCUAAGGCAGUGGGCUCCUCCAUGGCGCAGCUCCUGACCUGUGCCGCUCAAGGCAACGAGCACUACACAGGGGUGGCUGCUAGGGAGACGGCCCAAGCUCUGAAAACUCUGGCGCAGGCUGCCCGGGGAGUGGCGGCAUCGACAAGUGACCCCACGGCUGCGCAUGCCAUGUUAGAUUCUGCUCGGGACGUGAUGGAGGGCUCGGCCAUGCUCAUCCAAGAAGCCAAGCAGGCCCUGAUUGCACCAGGGGAUGCAGACAGUCAGCAGAGACUAGCCCAGGUGGCCAAAGCCGUCUCUCACUCCCUGAAUAACUGCGUGAAUUGCCUCCCUGGGCAGAAGGAUGUGGACGUGGCCUUGAAGAGCAUCGGGGAGUCGAGCAAGAAGCUGCUGGUGGACUCGUUACCUCCAAGCACGAAGCCUUUCCAGGAAGCCCAGAGCGAACUGAACCAAGCAGCGGCCGAUCUGAACCAGUCUGCCGGGGAGGUGGUCCACGCCACCCGGGGCCAGAGCGGAGAGCUGGCCGCUGCCUCCGGGAAGUUCAGCGAUGAUUUCGACGAGUUCCUCGAUGCCGGCAUUGAGAUGGCAGGCCAGGCUCAGACGAAAGAAGACCAGAUCCAAGUGAUAGGGAACCUCAAGAAUAUCUCGAUGGCAUCCAGCAAGCUGCUGCUAGCUGCCAAGUCUCUCUCUGUAGAUCCUGGGGCGCCCAACGCGAAAAAUCUCCUGGCUGCAGCUGCGAGAGCUGUGACUGAGAGCAUCAAUCAGCUCAUCACGCUGUGCACCCAGCAAGCUCCUGGCCAGAAGGAGUGUGACAAUGCCCUGCGGGAGCUCGAGACUGUCAAGGGGAUGUUGGACAACCCUAAUGAACCCGUUAGUGACCUCUCUUACUUUGACUGCAUUGAGAGUGUGAUGGAAAAUUCCAAGGUUCUGGGAGAGUCGAUGGCAGGGAUUUCGCAGAACGCCAAGACCGGGGACCUCCCUGCCUUUGGGGAGUGUGUGGGGAUUGCGUCCAAGGCUCUCUGCGGACUGACGGAGGCCGCAGCCCAGGCUGCAUACCUCGUUGGCAUCUCUGAUCCAAACAGCCAGGCGGGCCACCAGGGCCUCGUGGACCCCAUCCAGUUUGCCAGGGCUAACCAGGCUAUCCAGAUGGCAUGCCAGAACCUGGUGGACCCCGGCAGCAGCCCGUCACAGGUUCUGUCAGCUGCCACGAUUGUCGCCAAGCACACCUCAGCCUUGUGCAAUGCCUGCCGCAUCGCCUCGUCCAAGACGGGCAACCCCGUGGCCAAGAGGCACUUUGUCCAGUCAGCCAAGGAAGUCGCCAACAGCACCGCCAACCUGGUGAAGACCAUCAAGGCUCUGGACGGGGAUUUCUCUGAAGACAACCGCAAUAAAUGUCGCAUUGCCACCGCACCCUUAAUCGAAGCCGUGGAGAACUUGACAGCGUUUGCAUCCAACCCUGAGUUUGUCAGCGUUCCUGCCCAGAUCAGCUCUGAGGGCUCCCAGGCACAGGAACCAAUCCUGGUCUCAGCCAAGACCAUGCUGGAGAGCUCAUCAUACCUCAUCCGCACUGCACGCUCACUGGCCAUCAACCCCAAAGACCCGCCCACCUGGUCUGUGCUGGCGGGACAUUCCCACACCGUGUCUGACUCUAUCAAGAGUCUCAUCACGUCUAUCAGGGACAAGGCCCCUGGACAGAGGGAGUGUGACUACUCCAUCGAUGGCAUCAACCGGUGCAUCCGGGACAUCGAGCAGGCCUCGCUGGCAGCUGUCAGCCAGAGCCUGGCCACAAGGGAUGACAUCUCCGUGGAGGCCCUGCAGGAGCAGCUGACUUCAGUGGUCCAGGAGAUCGGGCACCUUAUCGAUCCCAUUGCCACGGCGGCUCGGGGAGAGGCAGCUCAGCUGGGACAUAAGGUGACACAGCUGGCAAGCUACUUCGAGCCCCUGAUCUUAGCUGCAGUGGGCGUUGCCUCCAAGAUUCUGGACCAUCAGCAGCAGAUGACGGUGCUGGACCAGACCAAGACGCUCGCAGAGUCUGCCCUGCAGAUGCUGUAUGCGGCCAAGGAAGGCGGAGGAAACCCCAAGGCACAGCACACCCACGACGCCAUCACGGAGGCCGCCCAGCUCAUGAAGGAGGCAGUGGACGACAUCAUGGUGACACUGAAUGAAGCUGCCAGUGAAGUGGGGUUGGUGGGAGGCAUGGUCGACGCCAUUGCAGAGGCCAUGAGCAAGCUGGAUGAAGGCACUCCUCCAGAACCAAAGGGGACGUUUGUCGACUAUCAGACGACGGUGGUUAAAUACUCCAAAGCCAUUGCGGUAACAGCUCAGGAAAUGAUGACUAAGUCGGUUACUAACCCGGAGGAGUUGGGAGGACUGGCUUCACAAAUGACCAGUGACUAUGGGCACCUGGCUCUCCAGGGCCAGAUGGCAGCAGCCACGGCGGAACCAGAGGAGAUCGGCUUCCAGAUUCGCACUCGGGUGCAGGACCUGGGCCACGGCUGCAUCUUCCUGGUGCAGAAGGCGGGGGCCCUCCAGGUGUGCCCGACGGACAGCUACACCAAGAGGGAGCUGAUCGAGUGUGCCCGCGCUGUCACGGAGAAGGUGUCCUUGGUGCUGUCAGCUCUUCAGGCUGGGAACAAGGGGACCCAGGCAUGUAUUACAGCUGCCACUGCCGUGUCCGGGAUCAUCGCCGACCUGGACACCACCAUUAUGUUUGCAACUGCAGGGACCCUGAAUGCAGAGAACAACGAGACCUUUGCAGAUCACAGGGAGAACAUUUUGAAGACAGCCAAGGCCUUGGUGGAAGACACAAAAUUGCUGGUGUCAGGGGCCGCAUCCACUCCAGAAAAGCUGGCCCAGGCAGCCCAGUCCUCAGCAGCCACCAUCACCCAGCUCGCCGAGGUGGUCAAGCUGGGGGCCGCCAGCCUGGGCUCUGACGACCCGAGACCCAGGUGGUGUUGAUCAAUGCCAUCAAAGACGUGGCCAAGGCCCUUUCAGAUCUCAUUGGUGCCACCAAGGGAGCUGCCAGCAAGCCUGCCGACGACCCCUCCAUGUACCAGCUCAAGGGGGCCGCCAAGGUGAUGGUGACCAAUGUCACCUCCCUCCUCAAGACUGUGAAGGCGGUGGAGGAUGAGGCCACGCGGGGCACACGGGCGCUUGAGGCCACCAUCGAAUACAUGAAGCAGGAGCUCACAGUAUUCCAGUCAAAAGAGGUACCUGAAAAGACGUCAUCACCUGAAGAAUCCAUCAGGAUGACGAAAGGCAUCACCAUGGCAACAGCCAAAGCCGUGGCCGCUGGGAACUCGUGUCGACAGGAGGACGUGAUUGCCACCGCCAACCUGAGCCGGAAGGCCGUGUCGGAUAUGUUGACGGCCUGCAAGCAAGCAUCCUUCCACCCUGAUGUCAGCGAGGAGGUGCGCACCAGAGCAUUGCGGUACGGGACGGAGUGCACCCUCGGCUACCUGGACCUUCUCGAGCACGUCUUGGUGAUUCUUCAGAAGCCAACCCCGGAACUCAAGCACCAGCUGGCUGCUUUCUCCAAGCGGGUCGCCGGCGCCGUGACCGAGCUCAUCCAGGCAGCGGAGGCCAUGAAAGGAACAGAGUGGGUGGACCCAGAAGACCCAACCGUCAUUGCAGAAACAGAAUUACUGGGGGCCGCGGCGUCCAUUGAGGCUGCUGCUAAGAAGUUAGAGCAGCUGAAGCCAAGAGCAAAACCAAAACAAGCGGAUGAGACCCUGGAUUUUGAAGAACAGAUCUUGGAAGCUGCUAAAUCCAUUGCUGCUGCCACAAGCGCCCUGGUCAAAUCGGCCUCGGCAGCCCAGAGGGAGCUGGUGGCCCAAGGAAAGGUGGGCUCCAUUCCCGCCAACGCUGCGGACGACGGACAGUGGUCCCAGGGCCUGAUUUCUGCCGCCCGGAUGGUGGCAGCUGCGACCAGCAGUCUCUGCGAGGCGGCCAAUGCCUCUGUCCAGGGGCACGCCAGCGAGGAGAAGCUCAUCUCGUCUGCCAAGCAGGUCGCUGCUUCCACGGCUCAGCUGCUAGUGGCCUGCAAGGUGAAGGCCGAUCAGGAUUCAGAGGCCAUGAGGCGGCUACAGGCAGCAGGAAAUGCUG